This is a messenger RNA of Danio rerio (zebrafish), 2306 nucleotides long. Lineage: Eukaryota; Metazoa; Chordata; Actinopteri; Cypriniformes; Danionidae. The record is from RefSeq and is a predicted model, not a curated record.
CAUUUUCUUUUCUUGUGCGGCAGAAAUUACCUUUUAGUCCCAUAAAUCGACACAUUUGUGAAAUUGAUACAAUUCUUACUAUGACAAUAAACGACUGCUGGUGGAAUUAUUUGGGGGAAGUAUUAAUAGCAAAAAAAAAAAACCCUAUUAAAUUAUUUCAGAACGUCGGCAAAUGUUAACGGAAACCAUGACUUCCGGUCUAUAUCGGAAGCUCUUUUUGCAGUGAGUGAAAGCUGACCUACUGUACCGUAAAAAAAUUUCCAUUCCAUGGAGUCUCGCAAAGUAUUUUGUGUUUUUGAGACAAACGUCAGUGACGUUUACAUUAGGGUCAAGUUCAGUUCACAUGACAUGUGGGAGGAGCGUCGAGUUGAAGACUAAACGUUUCUUUCAGUCCUCCAUGUCUGUAUCCUGAACGAAUGGAUUCAAUGGCUCAGCGUCCAGACCGUGAUUCUCAGAUAUUUAUAAUAGGAUGCGGCAUCUCAGGAAUCGGUGCUGCUCAGAAAUUAAUCAAACACGGUUUUCAUAAUGUACGCAUUAUAGAAGCAACUGCAAGAAGCGGUGGGAGAAUACGAACGGGCAGACUGGGUGAUAACAUCAUAGAGAUCGGUGCCAACUGGAUCCAUGGCCCGUCGAAGGAAAACCCAGUGUUCCGUUUGGCAUGUGACUAUCAGCUCCUAGAUAAAGAGUCGAUGUCUGAAGAAAACCAGGCCAUUGACAUUGGGGGUCAUCCUCUGUUUGUUCCCAACUGGUUUACCAGUUCAGGUCGGAAACUGGGGCCUGAGACUAUGGGCCCAGCGCUUGAGUUUUUCAUGACAUUACUGGAAAGGAGCCAGCAGUUCCACAGCACCGGUGGAGAACCUCUGCCGAGUGUUGGAGAGUUCAUCAAGGCAGAAGCUGAACGUCUGGCCCCAGAGGAGUGGAAGGAGGACAGAGAUAACUUUGCAGUGAGGAUGGCCAUGAUAAACACACUCCUCAAACUGGAGUGCUGUGUCAGCGGAACACACACCAUGGAUGAUGUUGGUCUAGGAGCAUUUGGCAUGUAUACAACUCUUCCAGGACUUGACUGCACUUUCCCAGGAGGUUAUGAAGGUUUGACUGAUCACAUGAUGAAGGAGCUUCCCCGAGACAUAGUCUUAUACAACAAGCCUGUAAAGUGCAUUCACUGGAACUACACCAAGAAUGGGCCCAACACUGGAGGAACGUCAUUCCCAGUUACGAUUGAAUGUGUUAAUGGAGAAACAUUUGCAGCAGAUCAUGUUAUUGUCACAGUUCCACUUGGAUACAUGAAGAAGCAUCAGAACACUUUUCUGAGUCCUUCUUUUCCACUGCACAAACUACACUCCAUUCAGAGAAUGGGCUUUGGGACGAACAACAAGAUCUUUGUUGAGUUUGAGCAGCCUUUCUGGGAUGAAGACUGUGAACUUAUUUACCUUGUAUGGGAGGACGAGACCCAUCUUACUGAUGUUGUUUCUGAUUUGAAGAUGUCCUGGAUUAGGAAGUUGACUGGGUUCACUGUGCUGAAGCCCACUGAAAGAUUUGGACAUGUGCUCUGUGGAUGGAUCGCAGGGCAGGAAUCGGAGUACAUGGAAUCUCUGUCUGAACUAGAAGUGCUGCAGACUGUCACACAACUCCUUCGCAUAUUUACUGGAAAUCCAACUAUUAUGCCAAGGAAGCUGUUACGAUCUCAAUGGUUCCAUGAGCCCUAUUCCUGUGGAUCUUACUCCUACGUGGCCAAAGGUUGCUCAGGAUAUGACAUCGAUAACCUCGCUGAACCCUUGCCGUUGAAAGGCUCCAACUCAAAGCCUUUGCAGGUGUUAUUUGCAGGAGAAGCUACACACAGGUCUUUCUUCUCUACGGUGCAUGGAGCUUUACUCAGUGGCUGGAGAGAGGCAGAGCGUCUGAUAUCUCACCACACUUCUGCUUCUGGAUCAUUCUCAUCUAAACUGUGAAUGCUGUCCUCGUCUGGAAAGAUUGCCCUUUUCAUUGAAACUGAAAGGGUUUGUACCUUAAAAUCGUCAGUAAAGGAUUAUCCGGAUGUAAUGAAUGACUGCUUGGCAAUUGUCCCAAUGCCUUUGCAAAAAUAUAAGUGGGUAUUUAAAAAUUUCAGUAACGCUUUACACUGAAGUUGCAUUAGUUAACAUGAACAAACAGUGCACGGCGAUACAGCAUAUAUUCAAAUACAACAAUGCUCAUUUCAUUGUUACUAAUCAUGGCCUAAUCAAAAGUUGUAAAUAUACACAGGGCUUUUUCCUGGCUCAGAAUAAAGCAGAGGGGUAUCCUGAUUGUGACAUUUUUGCUACUUAAAA